AUGUUUGCGGAUGAAAUUAAGCUCUGGAGCGUCAUUCGAACUGCAGAUGACGAAGAGCAUCUGCAGGCGAACCUAAACCGACUCCAACAGUGGUCAAAGGCCUGGCUUCUGCCGUUCAACGAGAAAAAGUGCAAUAUUCUACGAGUCGGCAGAGCUCGCUCUCCGAACCAUAUGGCCUACUGCCUAAAUGGUAUACCACUGCAAGAAGUGGACUCGCAGAAGGACUUGGGAGUAUGGAUUACGACCUCGCUCAAACCCUCGCUGCACUGCACAAAGAUAGCCAAGUCUGCAAUGUCAGUCCUCUACCUUGUCAAGCGGGCUUUCUCUGCCUUUGAUGAAGACUGCUUCGCUAAAGUCUUUCGAACUUUUGUGCGUCCGCAACUAGAAUUUGCUAUCCAAGCUUGGAGAUCCUGGACCGCGAAGGACCUCAGCAUCCUUGAAAGGGUUCAAAGGCGUGCAACGAAACUUGUGGCAGGACAGGGUUCACUACCAUAUGCAACGCGGUUAGCUAACCUUGAUCUCUUUCCCUUGAGUUACAGGCAGUUACGGGGUGACCUGAUACAAGCCCUCCGUAUCAUACGCGGUCAGGACUGCAGCCUCGUACCGGGGGACUUCUUCGAGUUAGCAACCACCACAAAUCUACGAGGCCAUCCAUUCAAACUACGUGUGACAGGGGCCAGACUGGACACACGAAAGUUCUUCUUCUCCAACAGAGUGCUAGAAGCCUGGAAUGCCCUGCCUGUGGAUGUCGUUAUGUCUGCUUCCGUCGAGGUCUUUAAGAGGAAGCUGGAUUUGUGUAGCAGUGUCCACUAA
Molecule: messenger RNA, 813 nt
Organism: Spirometra erinaceieuropaei
Lineage: Eukaryota; Metazoa; Platyhelminthes; Cestoda; Diphyllobothriidea; Diphyllobothriidae
Source: the annotation of a GenBank genome assembly